Messenger RNA from Sesamum indicum (sesame), 1744 nucleotides. Its product is annotated as protein DEFECTIVE IN MERISTEM SILENCING 3. Lineage: Eukaryota; Viridiplantae; Streptophyta; Magnoliopsida; Lamiales; Pedaliaceae. The record is from RefSeq and is a predicted model, not a curated record.
CCCCCCCCCCCCCCCCGACGGCCGACAAUGUUAGGCGGAGGCGAGCAGCGGCAUAUGGGCGUGGACAGUGAACCGUUGACUCCGCUGCCAAUCAACUCUAGGGCAUUGGUUGUUGUCGAUCCGUCAGCACUUAAGCAUGUUGGAGAGAGUGCUCCCUUUUCAAGGGAGGACAUGCAAAAUGGAAUGCAUGGUCAGCCUGCUGAGUCAGUUGUAAACCAUUCUAAGAAACUACAGGAUGAUCUGCAGGAGCUGGGUGAAAAGAUUAAGCAUCAUGAGGUCAAUGUCAAAUACUUAAAGACUCUGAAAAACAAACUGGAAGACUCAAUUCUCGAAAUGCAAGUUUCUAUUGGGAAGUAUCACACAGCAAGUUUCUCCAAAGUGGAAAAUGAAGACCCUUCCUCUGUGGAGAGUGAGGAAGAAAUAAUUCAGCAUAUUCUGAAGUGCAAGAAGUCUGUAGCUGCCCUUUUGUGCAGGAUGAGAAGUAACCCUGAAGCUCAGGUUUCUGAUCAUCCAUUGAUGAAAGAUGUGCUUGGUAUAGUGGCUACACUUGGAAAAGUUGAUGAUGUUAACCUUAGCAGGCUUUUUUCAGAGUAUUUGGGACUAGAAACCAUGCUAGCAGUGGUCUGCAAGACGUUUGAAGGUGUCAAGGCCCUGGAAGGAUAUACGAAAGAUGGUUUAAUAAAUAAAGGUUUCGGAAUUGAUGCAUUUGCAGCAUCGACUGGGAGGCCUCAGGAUGACCGUUUUCUUGUUAUUUGUCUUGAAAACCUAAUACCAUAUGCUGGUGAGCUCAUAGCUGAUGACCCUCAAAGGAGGCUUGAUCUUCUAAAACCAAGAUUAAUCAAUGGGGAAACUCCUCAAGGUUUUCUUGGUUUUGCUGUUAAUAUGAUCACAAUUGACAAUACUAACUUAUAUGGUAUCUCGAAAACUGGGCACAGUCUACGGGAGACACUAUUCUAUUACCUCUUCUCGAAUUUGCAAGUAUACAGAUCAAGGGAAGACAUGUUAAAGGCUCUCCCUUGUAUACCAAAUGGAGCCAUAUCUCUAGACGGAGGAAUGAUAAGAAGUCCUGGAGUAUUCGCCUUGGGUCAUCAUCGGGAAAAUAUAGAUGUCAAGUUCCCCUGUGAUUGCCAAAGGUUCAACCUCCCUGUGAACUAUUUUGAGACUGAAAAUCAAUUGAAGGAGACCAAACGAAAGAAGGAUCGAGCAUGGGAAGAUCUGCAGAGAGAACAAGCACUAUUAGACCAUGUGAGGUACAGCUAUGAAACAAAGAAGAGAGAAUUUGUCCAGUUUCUUGCUGAAACCUCAUCUUAUUCAACUCAGUAUCAGGUGGGGCGUGUAUCAACACCAAGAUGAUUUCGUGGAAGCAAGUGGUCGACCAAUAGCAGAUAGAUAGGCAAGGUUUCCUCAACCUCAACUUCCCUUGUUGAAACCUUGUGCAUAUGGGUGUACAAUAGAUUUGACGUGAGGAAAUGCUUUGUUUUAAAUUUUAGGGAAGUAUCUUUUGUGAAGAUACAAUUUGCAUUGUUUUGCUCGCUACAUCAAUAUAACUUAGUUAGACAGUUUAGCUGUAUGGUGUCCAAGAAAAUGCUUAUUAGCGCAGACGAUGUUGUCAGCUCUGUGUGCCUUAUAUAAAACCUCUUGUUCAGUAGUCUUGGACCAAUGAUGUUAUUCAUUGUAGGAUGACGGAUUCCAGUGGGCUAUCUUGUUCUAAGAUUCUUAUGAUUUGGGUAAAUUACAAGCUUUG